Messenger RNA from Paramecium primaurelia, 5581 nucleotides. NCBI's taxonomy places the organism in Eukaryota, Ciliophora, Oligohymenophorea, Peniculida, Parameciidae. The record is from the annotation of a GenBank genome assembly.
AUGUUUUAUGAAGAUUAUGGAUAAGAUGUUUAUAUCUUUGAGGAAUAAACUAUUGAAGAAAUCUAAAAUAAUAUUGAAUUUACAACAUUAGAGGAAUACAAAAAGUUGACAACUUUUGAGAAAAUUUACUAAUAAAAGAGUCUUUAUCAACAUAUUAAAUCUUUGAAAAAUGAUUACCUAAAGAAUAUCUGCAUUAAAGAAUUGAGUAAUUCACUAGUUGAAAAUUGUGAUGAGCAACUAGUAAUUCAAGUUUAUGAUGAUAUUCUUGAUACACCACUCAAUGAUUUACCUUUAUAAUUAUUGAGUAAGAGUUCUUAUGUAGUUUCUUCUGAUAUACCAGAAGUAUUUUUAUAGGAGUUUCCUCAUUCAGUAAAUAACAAAUAUGCAUGGAUUGAUAAGGGAGAUCAAAUUCAAUAUGGAUUAGAAAAACCAUGUAUUUUAAUUUAUCCAAAUGUAAUAUUGGGAAUGUAGAAAACAUUCAAUAAAACUGAUCUUAAGUGUUAAGCUGAUUUAGUAUAUUAUAACAAUCAAUUAUAUCAAAAUUAAACUGUAUAUUUUGAAUAAAAGGGUAUUCGAAUUAUGGGAUAAUAAUUUAGCAAAUUAGAAAAAUUUUAUGUAUAUUAAUAAAGCAAUAAUAUUGAUAAAACUAAAACUAAAUUAUGUAAGAAAUUAUCAAAAAAAGGAUUGAUUCAUUCAUUAUUAAUAUAAUUAGCAUAAGAGAAAUUUGAGAAUAAAUCAAGUGUUAAUAUGUUAUUAUAUGAGUGUUUAUUAUUUGAGAAUUAAGAUUGGUGUUAAAGAAUUAUAAGUUAGGAUUGGCUCAAUAAUGUAAUUACUUUAUGUUUAGAAGAUCCUAAAGAUAUAUCUAUAUUUCAUUAAGUAGUUUAUGAUAAUCUAUUAUAAAUUGAUCUAAAUAAUUAUACUGAAUAAUAAGUAGAUUAAUUACUAUUGAGAUUACAUUAAUAUUAUGAAGCUAAUUCAUUAGAUUUGAAAUAAAAGAAAGUGGAAAAGUAGCCACCAAAGAAGGUUGAAGAACCACCUAAGACAACUCAAUAAACAACAAAUUCUAAUAAUAAAUAAAAGGGAUCUAAACCAAAGGGAAUUGGAUAUGGAGAUAUUAAUUAUUCAUCAACUUAUUAAUCUUAAUAGAAAAAGAAAGAAGUUUAAGUUUUGGAUUCUGAUUUAAUUUAUUAAUAAGCUGAAGGAUAUAGAUGGAAGAUAUUAAAUGAAAUAUUUAAGAAAUUAAAACACUUAAAUCUUGAUUAUAUUCUUAUGAUAGAAGAUUCAUGUCUUAUACCAGUUAUUAAAAGCAUAAUAUCAUCUUUAAGUAAAAGUCAAACAAUAUCAGAUAAAUUUGAAGUUAUUUAGAUAGUCUUUGUAUUAUUAAAUAAGUUCUUAACCGAAGAAGCUAUGCAUCUAUUUACUUGUAAAGAUUAUGGUGAUAUUUCAUUAUUUGAGGUUAUACAAAAAGUUAAUAAUGAAUCAGUAUUUAUUCAAAACAAAGAUAAUUAAGAAUUAAAUUAAAAGAUUAAAUAAAAUUUUACAAAUUAAGAUACUCAAUUAAGUGAAGUAUUAAAAGAACUUCAAGAUUUCUUUAAUAAAUUAAUUAUAAUUUUAGAGCAGAAUAAAUAUAUUGAUGUAAAAUUUGAAGAAACUGAAACUUAAUAAAUAUAGGAUCCUGCAUAUUUAUAUCCUAUGAUUAUGAAACCUUUAGUUUUGAGAACUAGUGAAGUAAUUAAAUAAGCAGGAUGGAAAAAAUAAUUGGACGAAGCUUAUUCUCAUUUAUCUUCAUCACCUCCAAAUAAGAAAAUGAAUAGAAUCAUAAAGGAAUUGUCAGAUAUUGGUGAGAAUUUGCCACUUUAAUUAACUAAUUCAAUAUUUUUAAGAUAUGAUAAAGAUAGAAUGGAUGCAAUGUAAGCUAUGAUUUUUGGUUCAAGUGGAACACCUUAUGCUCAUGGAGCCUUUUUAUAUAAUUUUUUAUUUUGUGAUGAUUAUCCUUCCAGACCUCCAAAAUGUUUAUUAGAAACUACUGGCCAUGGAAAAGUUAGAUUCAAUCCUAAUCUUUAUAAUUGUGGAAAAGUAUGUCUAAGUUUAUUAGGUACAUGGGGAGAUAAUUGGAAACCUAAUGAAUCAACUUUAUGGCAAAUCUUAAUUUCAAUAUAAGCAAUGGUUAUGUCUGAAUAUGUAUAUUUCAAUGAACCAGGUUGGGAAAGUAGUAUGGGAACAGUAGAUGGUGAAAAGAAUAAUAGAGGUUAUUGUAAUAUAGUUAAAUUGGCUAAUAUUAGAUAUGCAAUGAUAGAAUAAUUAUAGAAACCACCAGUUGGUUUUGAAGAAGUAAUUUAAAAGAGUUUUUAUUUAAGAAAAGAUGUUAUAAUUAAAGAAGUUUAAUAAUGGAUUGAUGAAGCUGAUUUGCCAGUUAAUUAUCAUUGUACAUAAAAUCAUAAUAUUUCUGCUCCAUUUUAAUAAUAACCAUAGAAAUUUAAAAGCAUUUUAACAGCAGAAUUUGAAGCAUUAAAAAAAGAACUUGAAAAAUUAAAAGUUUGUAUAACUCAUUAAUCAGAUAAAAAAAUAUUGUCAAUAAUGUAGAGAUAAUCUUAUACUCAAAUAUAAUAAGAGAAAAAGAAAUAACAUGAUAAGAAGAAAGAAGAAAUAAGUGAAUUUUUAAAAAGUCAAUUGCCAGAGAUAGAUGUAAGUGAAAGUAAUGUUAGUAAUAGAUAAUUUGAUAUACAGAAUGCAGAGGUUUAAAAUCUUAUGUCUAGAUAUAUAGGUGUUAUGGGUUUAGAUUCUGUUAGUAAAUAAUCAUAAGCAAGUGUAAUCAUAUAUGGAUUGGGAGCAUUAGGUAUAGAAACAGCCAAGAAUCUAGUUUUAUCAGGUUUGAAAAGAUUAACAAUAAUAGAAGACAAGAAACUCAAUAAUUAGGGAUAGUUUUUUGUUUAAAAUGAAGAUUCAACUAGAUUAGAAUAGAGUUUGCUUCAUUUAUAAGGAUUAAAUCCUUAUGUUCAAAUUGACUAUUCUAAUGAUAUUAUAUCAUCUAUUAAGAGUUAGAAUUAUUAAGUAGUAUGUUUAUGUGAAGUAGAUUCACUUAAAGAUAUCAAUAUUAUAUCAUAAAUCUGUAGAGAAUAUAAAAUUGGUAUGAUUGUAUCAUAAUUGGUUUCUGUUUAUGGAAGGAUUAUGAUUGAUCUAGGAGAUUAAUUUAUUGUUAAUGAUGCUGAUGGAGAAUAAGUUUAAGAAUUUAUUAUUGAAAAUAUAGAUUAAGAAUAAGGUAUUAUUGAAAUUAAAGGAAAACAUAAUUUAAGUCCAAAUGAUGUUAUAGAACUUAAAGAAAUUAUAUAAGAAAAUGGAAAAUCACUCAAUAAUUAAUAAUUAAAUGUUGUUAAAGUAAUCAAUAAAUCAACUAUAUUUGUUGGAGAUCUUAGUUAAUUUGGUAAAUAUUUAAGAAAUGGAAGAGGAUAGACUGUUAAAUAAAAGAUUAUUCUAUAAAAUAAAUAAAUGAGUACAAUUAUAAUAGAUCCAAUAUUUGAUCCAAAUUUUAUUUUGGAUGAAUAGAAAUUUACAAUUAUUAAUGAGUAAAUGAAUAGAUAUUCUAAUUAAAGUGGAGAUAUUAAUGAAUUAUUCUAAAAAACUGGGAAUCAAAUAUUUCCACCAUAAGCUGCCUAUUUAGGUGGAAUAGUUUGUUAAGAAAUUAUUAAAGCAAUUACUCAUAAAUAUAUGCCAAUUAGAUAAUGUUAUUUUCAUACAUGUGAAGAAUUAUUAGAUGGUAAUCAUAUAUUAGGAAAGGAUUUAUAAUUGGCUAUUGAAAAAUGUAAAGUACUUUUGAUUGGAGCUGGAGCUAUUGGAUGUGAAUUAUUAAAGAAUUAUGCAAUGAUAGGAUUAGGAAUUAAUGGGAAUAUUAUUGUUACUGAUCCUGAUGUAAUUGAGAAAUCUAAUUUAAGUAGAUAAUUUCUAUUUAGAGAAAAACAUCUUAGACAACCAAAAUCAUAUACUGCUGCCAGAGCUUGUAUGAAAAUGAAUCCUUAAAUGAAGAUUGUUGCUAGAUUAGAUAAAAUCUCUCCAUAAACAGAACGUUUAUAUACUAAUGUAUUUUAAUAUGUAGAUAUUAUAACUAAUGCACUUGACAAUGUUUAAGCCAGAUUAUAUGUUGAUUCAUAAUGUAUUGAACAUAUGAAACCUUUACUUGAAAGUGGUACUUUAGGACCAAAGGGACAUGUUUAAGUCAUAUUGCCUAAUUUAACAGAAAGUUAUGGUAGUAAACAAGACCCAGAAGAAAAUAAUGAGAUACCUUAUUGUACUCUCAAAAUGUUUCCUGAAGAUAGUAAUCAUUGUUUAGAAUGGGCUAGAGAUAAAUUUGAAAAACUAUUCACAACUAAAAUAUAAUAAAUUAGAUAAACCUUUUUAUUUAAAGAUUUCACUAUUGAAGGAUUAGAGACAACUCUUAAAUUCUGUUAAAAUAUGCCCAAAAAUUUUAAUGAUUGCAUUUAAUAUGCUCUUAAUAAAUUCUAUAAAUACUUUGUAUAUGGAAUUAUGGAUCUAUUGAAGGCAUAUCCAUUAGAUCAUGUUGUUAAUGGAAAAUUGUUUUGGUCAUCUCCCAAAAGGCCUCCAUAGAUAUUUGAAUUUAAAGGUGAAGAAAUGUAAAUGAAAUUUAUUUAAUCUGUAUCUUAAUUAUAUGCUACAGCUUUGGGUAUUGAAAUUCCAUAAUAAAUUGAUUAUGAAUAAACACUUAAGAAUAUAAAACCUAAAGAAUAUAAAGAAAACAAAGAAAAAUUAUAAUAGAUAUAAGAUUAAGUUUAGAAAGAUGCAUAAGCUAAAGUACAAGAAGAAGGAAAUCAAGAUAAUUAACAGUAAAGUUAAUAAGAAUUAAUCAAUCAAAUAAUUGAAUAUUUUAAAGAUUAUUAUGAAAUGACAGAUUCAACCCCAAAAUUAUUGAAAUCUUUAGAUUUUUUACCUUAACCUAUAUAAUUUGAGAAAGAUGAAGAUGAUAAUCAUCAUGUAGAAUUUAUUCAAGCUGCCUUGAAUUGUAGAGCUUAAAAUUAUGGUUUAGAACCUUUGGAUUGGUUAACCACAAAGUUAAAAGCAGGAAGAGUAAAUAUAUAUAUUAAUAUAUUAGAUUGUUCCUGCAAUGGCUACAACAACAGCAUGCAUAGCAGGUUUAUAAACUAUAGAAUUAGUAAAAGUAAUUAAAAAGUUAAUGAUUGAUGAGAACUUAAAAUUAGAAACUUUUAAGAAUAUGUUUUUGAAUUUAGCUAUUCCAUAUGCACUUCAAUCAGAACCUGGAGAAUGUCAAUAUGAAUAAAUAAACGGUAAAAAUUUUUCAUUCUGGUCAAAAUGGGAUGUACAUUUUAGUUCUUAAGUAAAUAAUUUAGAAAAGUUUAUAACAUAUACAGAGUAGGAAUUUGGUGAAAAAGUCACUUGUAUCAAAUAAAAAGCUAAGUUACUCUAUUCUCCAAUUAUGUUCAACAGUAAAGAAGAGGAAUAAAACUUAUUAUAAACACCAAUCUAUUUGCUGUUUGAAAUUCAAGACUUUGAAGAAUAUGUAGAGUUAGAUAUAACCUUUUAAAAAAGGAUAAAAUGCAGAUUUUAUUAUUGA